AUUUCGCUUACCGGAAGUCCUAAUGUGAUCAAGAAAGAUGGCGGGGGAAUCCGCAAUGGAGCUGCUCUUUUUAGAUACGUUCAAGCAUCAAAAUGCAGAGCUGACAAAUGUGGAUGUUGUGCGAUUUCCGUAUGGUGUCUUGAUCACAGAAGUGCGGGUCAUUCCCCCUGGCAUCAAAGCACACAGCAACCUGCCCGACAGCAGAGCGUUUGGGGAGACGUCCCCUCAUGCAUUCCAGUUGGACUUGUUCUUCAACAAUGUGUCCAAACCCAACGCCCCAGUGUUUGACAGGCUGGGCAGCCUCGAGUAUGAUGAGAACAAAUCAAUCAUCUUCAGGCCCAAUGGGAAGAUCAACACAGACAAUUUAGUCCUGCGCGGAUGGUACACAUGCUUGACAUUGGCGGUGUAUGGAACAGCCGAGCGCCCCCACAGCCACGAGCGGGACUCUCCGCCUCCUCCUCCACCCCCUCCUCCCCAACAGCAACAGCCAGGAUCCAAAAGGAACAUCAAGCAUGAGUGGGACAGUGAAGAGCAGUACAACGGAAGCCCACCCAGACCACAGCCCAGAGGGCCACGGACCCCACCAGGGCCUCCCCCUCCAGAUGAUGAUGAAGAUGAGGCUAUAGCUGCACCUGGUCAAUGUCCAGUGAAGGAGGAGAACACAGAGCAGGGUGAUGACUACCUGGAACCCGUCUCACCUGAGCGAGGGUCUCUCCCUGCAGAUGAGACCUACUCAGACGGCGAACAAGAAGAGGACGAAGGCCCGGUUGAUGACGAAGAGGACGCUGAUGCACAGUCGGAAGGAAGUGAAGGGGAAGAAGAUGAUGAGGAAGACGACGCUGAUGAGGAGAUGGAUGAAGAUGGAGAAGGUGACGAUGGCUAUGAGCAGAUCUCCAGCGAUGAGGAGGAUUUGGAGAGCGGAGCUUUCAAACUACCUCCAUUUGAUUUGGACUACACAGCCGAGGACCUGGCCUCAUUACCAACCGUCCAGUACGAUCCGUUCGAACGCGAGCUCCGACCCCUGCAGCACUUCACCCCGCCGCACGUCACGCGUUACGAGGUGGAACUGAAGCGCCUCAAAACGGUAGACGUCCAGGACCCGAGCUCCCCGUGGGCGGAGUCUGCGGCUAAAUUGUCGGAACUGUUAGAGACCUGGGGUGAAGAGCAAGAGGCGGAGCGAGGGGCGGGCUGGGUAACGACAUUGGAGGAAAUCCCAGCCUUACUUGUGAAAGGACUGAGCUUCUUAUCCAUUAGUGACCCUGAUAGGCAGAGGGAGAAUUUAAAAAGACUAAUCGAUUGGAACUGUGAAGCUCUUAAUUUGGACUUUGCCCUGGCACAGCCCAUCGCUCUGAACCUGCGCCAGCUCAAAGCAGGCACCAAACUGGCCGUUUCCCUGGCUGAUUGUGGUGGCCAGGCUGUGCAGGAGCUCCUGGAGAAGCGCAUCGUUGGCAGCCUGUUGGACUUGUUGUUUGCGGAACACGUUUCAUCCACGCUGAAACUCAACGUGCUGCGUUCCCUCGACGGCAUCAUCAGUGAGCCGCAGGGCAUGGAGACCUUGCUCCGAGACCAUGGCGAUAAAAGAUUGAGUGGGUACCAGCGUCUGCUGGAUCUAUUUCUGUUGGACCAGACUGUGCGUGUUGCUACAGCGGGUGCAGCCAUUUUACAUAAGGCACAUUUUUAUGAAAUUUUGACUGACAUUCAGAAAGCCGCAAGCACCUGGGCUGAGCGUCAUCCAAACGUUGGGGAGGCGGGUGAGAGAGAAAGUGUCGAGAGUGAGAAGAAAGGUGGAGAGAAGGACAGAGAAAACACAGAGAGGGAAGGAGAGGAGAGAGAGAGGGAAACUCGAGAGGUAGAGCGGGAAACCCCAAUGGACAUUGAUACUCUGCUGGAAUCUGAGUCUUUGUCAGAAGGUGACUUGGAAAGGCUGCAAGUUCUCCUGGAGGAACUGCUCCACCUGUUGGAGAGUGCGCCUUACUGUAUGGUACAGCCUCCUGGAAAAGCUUUUCCCACCAGUGCCCGCAUCACUGGGCCACCAGAACGAGAUGACCCCUAUCCCACGCUAUACAGUUACAUGCAUGCUUGUCACUUUCUGGAAUCCCUGGCAGUUGUCCUGUCGUAUCCUGCUACAUGUGUCCAUAUCGGAGUCCUUCAGGCUGUCAGAGAAGUGAUGCAUUUCCUGUCGCAGUCCCAGCAGGGCCUCCUCUUCCUCCUUAGCCAGCAUGAAGCCAUCAACCUGCUGCUUCGUCUCCUCACCCCCCUCACUCACCUGACUCCUCCCUCUCACCUGGCCCCACUGACACUUCUCUCAGAGGCUGAGGGAGAAGAUGCUCCAGCAGUUGGUGAGGGGUCAAUAGAAGACGGUUUUUGGAUGUGGCUCAUGCAGACUCUACAUGCGCUACAAGGAGUAGCUGAGCUGAGUGGGGCUGAGCUGGAAGAUGGCGAUAACCCAGAUGUUUUGGCAACGCUUCACGGCUUGUAUCUCAUUAGCUUCAGCAGCACCGGCCGAAACGCUGUCGCACAUGCAUUCAGCUUGGAAAAUAACCUCAGCUGUCUGGUCAACCUGGUAGAACACCAUGCCAAAGAGGGUCAAGGAGAAGGCAAAGCAAGGAAAUCUGUCACGUAUAACUACGCCUGCAUGCUUGUGCUUCUGGUGGUGCAGACGUCAGGUGAUCUGAGAAUGAUGGAGCACUACGCUGCUCCGCUUCUUAGUGUUUGCAAAGCUGAUGAAAACAAUGCUAAACUUCAAGAGCUGUCGAAGUGGUUGGAGCCCCUUGAAAAGCUGCAUUUUGAUAUCAGUGUUAUCCCUACGCUUAUUGACUACAUAAAGCAGAAUCUGGAGAACUUGAUGACAAUUGAUGGAGUGGGUCUUGUAACUGCUCUCAGAGUCUUGUGCCACAUUUCAUGUCCUCCACCCACUGUUCCAGGUCAGCAGAAGGACUUAAAGUGGAACCAGGCCAUAAUAACCCUCUUCAGUGCGGAGGGAAUGGACACUUUUAUUAAAGUCCUCCAGAAGCUUACAUCGCUGCUUCUGUUGCCAUGGCGACUGGUUGGGCCGAUGGGUCCCACAGCGCAGAAGCUCAUGAUGCUGUCGGUGGCCUCCUGCUCACUCAGGCUCAUCCGCACCAUGCUCACCGAGCUGCUGAGCGGUGGGACCUGCGAGUUCCGUGACGUGCGCGUGCCCUCCAUCUGCGUCACGCUUCACAAGAUCCUCUGUUCCACUCCGACGACGGGACGAUUGGAUGCAGAGGAGCUGCGCAUCCAGGGAGACGUGACGGAGACGUUGUUGACAUUCACGCACGCGGUUAGCCAGCAGGAGACCGGGUCGGAGGAGACGGUGGCGGGGAACAGCUGGUCUCUGAUGCUAAAGGAAGUGUUGAACUCUAUAUCGGCUGCUCCUGAGAACAUCUACAGCAGCCUCAGUCUGCUGUCUGAAUUGCUGCCUCUGCCUUUGCCCAUGCAGACAACACAGGCACUCUCUGUGCAGGACAUUGGGGUGGCGAUGAACACACGUAAACUGUGGAGUGUGCACCUGCAUGCUCAGGCUCGGGUCUUGCAGGAUGGGCUGCGGUGCGUAUGUGUAUGCAGCUGUCCUCCGCUCCUCUCUAUGCUCCGCAGGGUCUGCAUUCAGCUCUGUGAUCUUGCUGGACCCACUGCCACACUAGUGAUGAGAACUUUGCUGGAGCAGCUGCAGGAGGAAAUGCAACAGGAGGCGGCUGGCUCUCGUUUGAUGAGACUUCUAGCACUUCUCGACUCGCUGGCAUCUCAACGGGCGUGCAAGGCCGCCAUGUUGUCCCUGCUGGGCGGAUCUACGCACAGCGAGGGCCGGAGCGAAGGGAAAGUUGAGGACAAACAGCCGGACCUCUUUCGUUCUUUCCUUGCAAUGCUCCUCGUACCAGCAGACGCUGGCCUGACAGUGCAGCAGAACGCUGAACUGACGGCUUCCAUCAUUCAGUCUCUGUGCGACCAGGAUGUGUCACUGGUCGUGAGAGGCUCGGGCGAGGCGUCGUUGUCCGAGGCGGAGCAGCUGGCCAACGGAUUGCCGACCAAAGAGGUGAUGUCGUGCAUAUGCGACGGAAUGGUGGAAGGGUUGGGAAAUGCACACAGUAGCUUCACGCUGCAGCUGACGUGCUUGAGGACUAUGAUGUUUCUCACAGAGCAUGACUAUGGGCUCUACCACCUGAAAAGCUCUUUGAAGAAACACAGCUCGGCAGUUUCCUCUUUGAUCCGCAGAGAAAUCGCCUCCUUUAACAAAGAAUCGGCUGAGCUUUUGUCUGCCUUAUUUGACUUUUUGAGACAGAUUGUGAGCAGCGAAGCUAUGGAUGAAGACAUAGACAGUCGCUCUUUGGCGCUCAGUGUGAGUGACAUGAAACAGCUGCUGCAAUGGACGGAGGAGUCAGGGGAGCAUCCUCUACCAGAACUGGAGAAACAUGUCACAGAGCUCUGUAAAGAGGAUGAGUCUUUGGAGACUCUGCUUGAGAACGUUGCCGGGCUGCGGCAGAUUAUCGAAAGCUCUGGAGAUGCUCCCGCGACUGCAGAGCCUGAGACUGAGCCCACUCUGCCUCCACCCGAACCCCUUCAGACGCAGUUCAACCACAGGACGGUUUAUGUUCUCUCAGAUGUCCUGGAUGAGCAGCUAAAGGCUUUGUGGUUCUCUCCAUUCCAAUCAAAUGAUAUGGAUACUGAAGUAGACAUGGUGAAAGUAGACCUAGUUGCACUAUCCCAGCAAUGUUGUCCGGACUUGGACCUGAAGGCGGAGUUAGAACGGUCGUUUCUCACUGAACCCACCUCCCCAGGGCAUAACAAACCACCCAAAGGCUUCAGACUGGGCAAGCACAAACAUGAGACCUUUAUCACCAGUGGGAAGUCAGACUAUGUGGAGCCUGCGAAACGAGCGCACAUCAUGGCAGCCCCUCGAGGUCGGGGCCGCGGUUCGUUCGGCCAGCUCAAUCGACCGCAUGACAUUUUCCGUCAACGCAAGCAGAACACCAGUCGGCCUCCUUCCAUGCAUGUAGAUGAUUUUGUGGCUGCAGAAUACAAAGACGUAGGCCCGCUCACCGGCCUGGCCCCACCCAAACGCCCACCAAAAGGAGGAGCCAAGCCACCAGCUAGAGGCUUGUUCACUGGAGGAACCAGAGGGAGGGGCUUUCAGAGCCAUACACGCUUUUUUACUCCGCCAGGCCCCAAGAAUGUUCUGCUUGCUGGUAACUACCCUCGCCGUGAGGGUGGCCGUGGCUCUGCCUGGAACACUCCAGUGACAGCUGUCACUCACAGAGGGACUUACAGUGAGCCUCGUGGAGGGCAAAGCAACUUCACCCGACCAUUACCGUCUAGACAACCACCUGCAGGUGCAUACCGAUUGGCUCCCCGUGACAGAACCACCAGAGGAAGAGGUGCCGGUCUGUCCUGGCUAAAUAGUGGUGGAGUUGGUUUGGGAGGAGGAGUAAGUGGCGGUGGGCGUGGUCAAGGGAAGUUCAACAGUGGAGGUGGGCGGGGCCGACACGUCCGCUCAUUCACUCGCUAACGGCUGCCGUAAGCAAAAUAGACUUAGCCGUCAGGCUUUAAAGGACCAAUCAGGAUGUGGAUCUGCUAUCGCCGUUGCAACCAUUGGCUGAUAUUGUGUAUAUCAUUGUCAUGUUUUGUUUGUUUCUCUCAUUUUUAAAAUAUGAUUAAAUUCUUGUGAGUAUA
This is a messenger RNA of Triplophysa rosa, 5685 nucleotides long. RefSeq names its product vir like m6A methyltransferase associated (gene virma). Lineage: Eukaryota; Metazoa; Chordata; Actinopteri; Cypriniformes; Nemacheilidae. Gene Ontology annotation, molecular function: RNA binding. Bases 38 to 5521 code for a protein of 1827 amino acids. The transcript is spliced from 23 exons. Gene Ontology annotation, cellular component: RNA N6-methyladenosine methyltransferase complex. The record is from RefSeq and is a predicted model, not a curated record.